AUGACUAUUAAUAAAGCACAAGGUCAAACAAUUACAAAAAUAGGUUUAUAUUUACCUAAGCCUGUUUUUACUCAUGGCCAAUUAUAUGUUGCUUUAUCAAGAGUUCAAUCAAAAGAUAAUAUUAAAGUAUUAGUUAAAGAUGAACAUAUUGAAGGAAAAGAUG
Molecule: messenger RNA, 163 nt
Organism: Scutellospora calospora
Lineage: Eukaryota; Fungi; Glomeromycota; Glomeromycetes; Diversisporales; Gigasporaceae
Source: the annotation of a GenBank genome assembly